AUGCGGUACAUCAUCAUUCCCUGCAUGGCCCUGCUCGCCUUGGUCUUUGCUACUCCACAGAUCCCGUCACCCAAUACAUCUGUUGCGGCUCCCAACUCUUCCUCUUCACCAGUAGCCCCUGUGCCCGAUGAGACAUAUUGCGAGUGCGGAUACACGUACUGCGCGUCUGUUCUUAUGGCCAUGAAGAAGGCCUGGUCAACCAAACAACUGGCAGAGGCAUACUGUACCACCCCGAGCGCCGUUUGCGGCAACGGCAAACCCAGCACCAGCGUCAAUACUGCCCUUUACAUCUGUCUGUGCGACGAUCCCGGCCAGAAAUAUGGGAAUAAGCUGGAUUUGCUGUGUGCGUGUGACAAGUGUUUGGUUGUUGGACCCGACUUUAGGGGGAGGUGCGAAACGCCUUGUCAUUCAGGACAGUGUAAAGCCUAG
Messenger RNA from Ustilaginoidea virens, 429 nucleotides. RefSeq lists its product as uncharacterized. Bases 1 to 429 code for a protein of 142 amino acids. The transcript is spliced from 2 exons. Lineage: Eukaryota; Fungi; Ascomycota; Sordariomycetes; Hypocreales; Clavicipitaceae. The record is from RefSeq and is a predicted model, not a curated record.